AUGGGCCCCGGCGAGGAACCAACUCCACCUACGUCGACUAAGCGAGACCGGACCAAAUCUGGCACCAACAAGGUGCCAGAUGGUACCAGGUUCUCGCAGAUCAACCUGCCACAUUGCAAGGCGGCAACGGAUAUUCUCCUGUGCCGCCUAACCAUGGGGCAGACAGAUAUAGCCCUCAUACAAGAACCUUGGAUCCACAAGGAACGCGUAGGACGGCUAAACAUGGGGUGCGGCUCACUCUACUACGACGCCACAUCCACAAGGCCCAGGGCCUGCAUCUACGUCAAGAAGGAGAUAGCGGCCCUGAAACUCAACGAAUUCUGUACAGCUGACCUUUCAGCGGUUAAGGUCAAACUUAACCUCGGUGGGAACACGUCAGAGCUGGUGGUAUGCUCGGCGUACCUGCCGUACGACUCUGAGGAACUUCCACCUACGAGGGAACUCAGGGCCCUGAUAGCUCACUGUGCUGACAACGGUCUGCACCUGGUGAUUGGUUGCGAUGCCAACUCGCACCACACCGUAUGGGGCAGCACAAAUACCAACGGCAGAGGCACAGCACUGCUGGAGUACCUCGCCACCACGGGCUUGGAGAUCCUUAACAUAGGCUCCUCCCCCACCUUUGGUACCUCCCGCAGACAGGAGGUGAUUGAUCUGACCCUGGGCUCCGCCAAGGUGAUACAGGUCAUCAAACACUGGCAGGUAAGGGACAAGAGCCCGCUCUCGGACCAUCGCCUGAUCACUUUCAAACUAACAGGCAACAGGGAAGGCGGCACUGGUGAAGCUUACAGGAACCCAAAGGCCACCAACUUGGAACUCUAUAGAGAGGGCCUGGAGGGGAGGCUGAAGGGGAACUGCCAGCGUCUCAGGGCCGUAGGCGAAAUUGAGCAAGUGGUGGAACAACUGAGCUCCGCCAUUACUCAAGCCUACGAGGCUGCCUGCCCGGCCAAAAUUAGAAACAGUAGCAAAAGGGUCCCCUGGUGGAACUAG
Messenger RNA from Osmia bicornis bicornis, 987 nucleotides. RefSeq lists its product as uncharacterized. Lineage: Eukaryota; Metazoa; Arthropoda; Insecta; Hymenoptera; Megachilidae. The transcript has a single exon. Gene Ontology annotation, molecular function: catalytic activity. The record is from RefSeq and is a predicted model, not a curated record. Bases 1 to 987 code for a protein of 328 amino acids.